Pleurotus ostreatus (oyster mushroom) is the source of this 1701-nucleotide messenger RNA. RefSeq lists its product as uncharacterized. The transcript is spliced from 4 exons. NCBI's taxonomy places the organism in Eukaryota, Fungi, Basidiomycota, Agaricomycetes, Agaricales, Pleurotaceae. The record is from RefSeq and is a predicted model, not a curated record. Gene Ontology annotation, molecular function: protein-N-terminal-alanine acetyltransferase activity; protein N-terminal-serine acetyltransferase activity. The coding region runs from base 1 to 1701 and encodes 566 amino acids.
AUGAGUUUCACGAACCUAUACAAGCCCACCCCGCCGCCAGCACCGGUGAGCACAGAACCCACAGACGAACCAUACGACAUCAACUUCGCAUACCCCCUCAACCUCGACAUUCUGCAAACCCCAAAAAUCAAGCUCGUCCCCUUCAUCCCCUCCGUCCAUGCCGUCCCCUUCUACGCCGCCGCGACCAAAACCCCCGAGACGAUGCGCUUCAUCCCCUUCCAUUUCACCAAGCUCGAUGAUUUCCUGGUGAAUGUCGUGGGGCCCUUCCAAGCGAGCCCGGACUACCUCCUUCUCACCAUCAUCGACAAGCUCAAGCUCGAGCAGGGGGCGGAGGAGAAGGACUGCAUCGCCGGCGUGAUUGGGUACCUCGGGAUGUCGACCAUGAGGAGAUCGGUGGAGCUGGGGCCGGUGAUCGUAUUGCCUGAGUACCAGCGCACGCAUGUGUCGACGCACGCCAUCGGGGCGGCGAUGCGGUAUAUCCUGGAGGUGCCUGCGCAAGGCGGGCUGGGCUGGAGGCGCGUGCAGUGGACGGCGAAUACGAGCAACGCGGCGUCAGUGCGGAGUGCGGAGAGAAUGGGGAUGAAGGUCGAGGCGGCGGCGAUGCGAUGGAGUUUUUGUCUGCAGGAGGAGAAGGAGGGGAUCGUCGUCCCGGCUGAGAGGGGCGGCGGGAAGGGGCGGCAUAGCGCGCUGCUCGCCGUCUGCUGGGACGACUGGGAGAACGGAGUUCGAGAUCAUCAUAUCAUGUUGGCGCCCAUACUGGAAUUCUUGUUCAAGUCCAUCAUGGCUCCUGGUCGUCCAGUCGGCACUGUCAAAGUCAGAGUUCCACGACACAACGCUCAACGACUAGGCGCGAAACUCGGUGCACAGGUCAAAGCAGUAGCCAAAGCCGAAGCUAUCGUUGCCGACACAUAUCAACCAACACAUGAUUCAGUGGCUCUCGCACAGGCUGUCGAAAGCGCAUCUGAAUGGAACUCAAUGCUUAUAACAGCUCGAGCGCAAAGAGGGCCUCAGUGGGAUAUCGGUACACAGCAAUUCCUCGUAGACGACGGCUCAGAUCUUUACUACGACCCGACACCAAUUCUCGAAGCUGUCAAGAAACUCACCGAAGACGAGACUCCCAAACCCCACGAAUCACAUAAACCCGUCGGACGGGGGACACCUCAACCAAUGCGAGGGGACCCGGGAGGCCGAGAAUUUGCGCCUCAGCAUCCUCAUGGGAUGCCGCACGAUGGCGGUGUCGUGGGUACCCCUCAGCACCAGCGACACCCCGGCGUACAGGCGUACCCUCCGUACGGCGUCGGUGUGGGGAUGUCUCCUGCGGGCCCAAGCCCGAUGCGCCAGCAACCGCAGCAGCAACAGUAUGCUUCUGGGCCGCCUCCCGGUGGUGUUGGGCCCUUCAACCCUGUUCAGGCGGGCCAGUUCUACAACCAGCAUCAGCAACAUGACGUGCCGUCGCCUAUGCGUGGCAUGGGCAUGGGCAUGGGUGCGGGCAUGGGUGCUGUAGGGAUGGACCAGGUCGGCGUUCAUCCUGGGGUGCCGGGUGUGAAUCCGAUGCAGCAGCACCCAGGCAUGCAUGGCGGCAUGGGUGGUGGGAUGGGGAUGGUAGGUAUGCCUCCCGGUGGCGGCAUGCCGAUGCAUAUCUCGCCGGAUAUUAGACAGAGGAUGGCCCGCGGGAUGGGAGCAGAAUUUGGGGUGAAUUGA